Molecule: messenger RNA, 2265 nt
Organism: Dermatophagoides farinae (American house dust mite)
Lineage: Eukaryota; Metazoa; Arthropoda; Arachnida; Sarcoptiformes; Pyroglyphidae
Source: RefSeq, a predicted model, not a curated record
CUGUUCAUAAAUGCCAAAGAUCUGUCAUUUAUGAACAGGAUGCUAGACGAGCCGAUUUGCUUUUGGCGCGGCAACUCAGCUCUGAGAGUCGGAAUAUAUUCAAUCGUUUGGUUGCCAGAGCAUUUAAUUGUUCGUGACCAUGACAAUAGAGUUGAUUGAAUGAAUUGUUUAUUUAGAUCACAGGUUUGUUCAUGUUUUUGAUUUAUUUUCUCCUUGGUUACCGUUGGUGAUGGUGAAAUCAUUGUUAUUGUUUCUUGAACCUUAAAGUGAGAAUCUACAGUUUUCUUUUUGAUUUAAAAAUGUCUUCAAAUCAUCAGCAUUUAAAUGGCGAUGAUUUUCGAUCUCGAACAUCCGGUGGUAGCGGUGGAUCAACAUCAAGUGUAACAAUAUCUUAUACACCAAUACCUGCUCAUUUACAUACAUUAACAUCGUGUUCAAAUACAGUUCACGUCAAUGCCAAUGCUCCUCAUAUAGCAUUUUCUCGUUUGGUCACUUUUCAUCUUCAGGAAUCAACAAAUUUUUCCAUUAAUAAAACAAUCCAGCUGUUGCUCGAAGUGGACACCCGAUUCAAUGAAAUUCGUGAAGAGAUUUCUGUUCGUAUAUUGGAUCCGAAUGAUCCGUUUUUCAUCUAUCUUUAUUCAAUCGAUUUUAAUGAAUAUAAAAAGAUCAAGCAAACGCAAAAUCUAUUGGUUUCGUUCGAAAAGUUUUCAGACAAAUUGAUUAAUAUGUUUGAAAAAUGUUCAAUAUCAUCUUCUGGUUCUGCCACUAGUACCCGUACAUCAGGAAUUCUUCAUUCCGAUACUGGAUCAAGCAGUUACAUUCUAUGUAUGCGAAAUUUGUGCCGAACAAUGCUCACAAUGGAUAUUGUCGAAUUGAAUGAAUUCAAAAAUAUUAUCCAUUUAUCAUUCGAAAUUCCAUCGGCAAGUGAAGAAUUUGUUCGAAGUAAUUAUUGUACAAUCUAUCGAAAAUCAAAAACUGAAAUCGAAUCUUUGCAAAUGCGGAUCGCGUCGUUGGAAGAUCAACUAAGCACAAUGACUAUCGUAAAAGCUAAAGAGGUACAAAGUUUGAAGUUAGAAUUCGAUUUGGAAAAACAAUCUAUUGAGAAAAAACUGAAAGAUGUCGAGCAAAGAUAUACACAAGAGCAGACCAAAUGGGAUGAUAUGGAAAGAAUUUUAAAAUCGAAAUGUCAAAAACUACAAACUGAAUCGAGAAAUCGUGAAGAAACGUUGAACAUAGAACGUAAAGAGCAUGAAAAACAGUAUCAUGAAUGGAAAGAAAAAUUAAAUGAAGAAGUGGUCAAACGUAAUAAUAAAUUGAAAGAAUUGGAUGAAAGAAAUCAGCAAUUGAAUGCCGAAAUGGGUAUUUUAAAAAUAGAAAAAGAGCAAACUAAUCAGAUAGUUGUUAAAAACGAAACGGAAAUGCAAUCGAUUCGUAACGAUUUAAUCAAAGCAAAUGAAAUUAUUCGUAAAUUACAGAAUGAAGUUAAAUCUUGCCAGGAAAAAAUCAACACACUAAAUGAAGUCACAGAUAAACAAGAAGAAAUUGUCGGUAUAAAAGAAUCGACAGUCGAAAGGUUGAGUUUAGAUCUAAAGCUUUGCCUACAACAAUUAAAAUCGAAAGAAAAAGAGAUUGACCGAUUGAAAUCGGAUUAUGAACGACAAAAAUGUCAUUGCUCACAAUUGGAAUUACAAUUAGCAAGUAGUAAAAAGAUAAUAUCGAACAUGCACAAAGAAUUGGAUCGAUUAAAACUGGAGAAAAAACAGCUAGACAAUAAUCAUCGUUUGAAAGAAUUGCAUUUUGUUGAUGUUCAUGACAAUGAUGAAGAGGAUGAUCAUUGCAAAAACAGUUGCAAUGGAAAUACUAAAUAUGAAUCGGGAGCCACCAAGAUUAACAGAUGUCCAACUAAAUCAAUGAUCCGUUCAAAAACAGCGGAAAAUAUUUCCGAGAUUCAAACUCAAUCAAACCCCAAUUGGGACGAAUACGACCCCAGUAAAUUGAGUCAAUCAAAGAAAUCUUUCCUAUUUACAAACACUUCACGAGAAUUGCCAUUGAAAACAGUCAAUUUACGAACCACCAACUGUAACCGUAAUCAGACCAAUGUCAUAUCAUCUUCAUUACCUCCACCAUCAUCAUGUGGCAAUUCUAAACGACGUUCGGUUAUUUAAUUUAUAAAUCAUAAUGACCAUUAUCAUCGUCAUCAUCAUAUUUAAGAAUAUUUUUGCAAUUUCCUUUGCUACCAUGUAUUCGUCCUCCUUCAUGAUCGGA